Messenger RNA from Nematostella vectensis (starlet sea anemone), 2025 nucleotides. Its product is annotated as rab GDP dissociation inhibitor alpha. The record is from RefSeq and is a predicted model, not a curated record. The coding region runs from base 163 to 1503 and encodes 446 amino acids. Gene Ontology annotation, cellular component: cytoplasm. Gene Ontology annotation, molecular function: Rab GDP-dissociation inhibitor activity. Gene Ontology annotation, biological process: small GTPase-mediated signal transduction; vesicle-mediated transport; protein transport. The transcript has 11 exons. Lineage: Eukaryota; Metazoa; Cnidaria; Anthozoa; Actiniaria; Edwardsiidae.
UGGUGGUCUUGAUGAUUACAAGAGGAGCCUGCAUGUCCCUUCCUUCUAUUACUUGGUGUGGCUUCGAAUACAAACCGACCAGAGCUUUCCCAAAACCAUCCCUUCUUUUAACCACUGCCCCAGCUUUUUACAACAACAAGAGGAGGAAACUGACCCAUCAACAUGGAUGACGAGUAUGAUGUAAUUGUUCUUGGCACUGGUUUAAAGGAAUGUAUCUUAAGUGGUGCUCUGUCAGUAGCUGGAAAGAAGGUUCUUCAUAUGGACAGGGAAAAGUUCUACGGCGGUGAAACUGCCUCUCUUACACCACUCUCCCAGUUAUUUGAUAAGUUCAACCGAUCUAUGCCCAAGGAAGAGAUUGAAAAAAGAUUCGGUAGAGAGCGGGAUUGGAAUGUGGAUUUAGUUCCCAAGUUUAUCAUGGCAGGAGGAAACCUGGUAAAGAUUCUGAUUGGCAGUGGAGUAACGCGCUACCUAGAGUUCAAGAGUAUUGGGGGAAGCUAUGUCUAUAGGGGCAACAAGAUCUAUAAAGUCCCUUGCGAUGAAAAAGAGGCUCUAAACUCUAGUCUUAUGGGACUAUUUGAGAAGAGACGAUUUCGAAACUUUCUUAAAUGGGCCCAAGAAUUUGACAUUGAAAACCCGAAUACUUGGGAAGGAAUUGACCCCCAAAAGAACACAAUGACUGGGGUCUAUCUAAAAUUUGGCUUGGAUGCUAACACUGCAGACUUUGUGGGGCAUGCCAUAGCACUGGAAAUUAAUGACAGUUACAAAGAUCAACCAUUUGGACAAACAGUGGAAAAAAUUAAACUCUACAAUGAAUCCCUUUCGAGAUAUGGAAAGUCCCCUUACCUCUACCCCUUGUAUGGGCUUGGUGAAAUUCCUCAAGGAUUCGCAAGGUUGAGUGCCAUCUAUGGGGGCACCUAUAUGUUGGAUAAGCCAAUAGAAGCUAUUGUGUACGAUGACGAGGGUGUGGUGAAGGGUGUUACCUCUCAAGGCGAGACUGCAAGGGCUAAGAUUGUUCUGGGUGACUCCUCAUACUUUCCAGAUAAAGUCAAGAAAGUUGGUCAGGUUGUUCGCUGCAUCUGUCUAUUAAACCAUCCUAUCCCUAAUACAGCUGAUGCUCCAUCAUGCCAAAUUAUAAUUCCUCAAAAUCAAGUGAAUAGAAAGCAUGAUAUCUACGUUGCAUGUGUGUCGUAUGACAAUAAUGCGGCAGCCAAGGGUUUCUUCAUCGCUUCAGUAAUGACCACUGUCGAGACAUCCAACCCAGAGGCUGAACUAAAACCUGGCCUUAAUCUCCUGGGCCCUAUCAUGGAAAAGUUUGUAAGUGUUUCAGACCUGAAUGAGCCAAUUGACGAUGGAUCCAAGUCUAAGGUGUUCAUCCCCAAGUCAUGUGACGCGUUAUCCCAUUUCAAUAAAGACUGCCAGGACAUUGAGGACCUGUACGAGCGCAUAACCGGGGAGCCCUUCGACUUCUCAAAGCUCCAAACACAAAUAGAAACUCACGAGUAGAUACAAUAAAAACUAUAAACUUAGAAUAACAUGGCUAAGCACGGUUGGGUAUGGCUCGGUAUUGGUGGGGAAAGGAAGGUGAAGAGAGAUACAGUAUCACAAAGUUUUGAUUUUAUUACGGUCUUAUAUAGAAAUAGAACCUUCUCCUUCCUAAGCCCCCCGUACUACAACACAUAUUGAUGAUCCCAGUGCUGAUAGAGCCGCUAUGGACCAGCAUUGCCUACACAGAUCAGCUUCCUUGACCACAGGGCAAAGGAAAGGUUGGUCAAAUCAUUCGCAGACCCUCCCAGCAUGGUGGUCAAACUCUGCCUGUUUUGUCAAGCAAUCCCUGUUUAUAGGGAGCCCAUUGAUUUUGAUUUGAUUUAGAUUAAUUCCAUUCCCAAAUUCGCCAUAAUAGUCUUCUUUGAAAGUUACUCUAGGCUAAUCUGUUAUCUGCUAUUUGUCUUUGAAAUAUUAAUGAAAUAUGUGUAAAAUCCUAUGUGUUGGUGCAUACACACUUCUAAUAAAGAAAUACUGUCACGU